AUGAUGAAGUUUCUCGUGCUCAUCGCUCUUGCUGUUACUGUCUACAGCGCAUGGGACGGUAACGUUCCUAACAUUCCUGGAAUAAGCGCUGAGAACAUGGCGAAGCUUCGUCAAAUGUUGAAUCCUCCCCCAGCCAACAACGAAGCAUGGAAACAGGUGAUGGAAAGAUGGAGGAGCACUCUCUCGGCUACGGAAAAGGCAGCCGCCGAUACAUAUAGGGAACAAAUGAUAAGACAGAGACAGCAACAAGGGAAAUAA
Necator americanus (New World hookworm) is the source of this 258-nucleotide messenger RNA. RefSeq lists its product as uncharacterized. The transcript has 4 exons. Lineage: Eukaryota; Metazoa; Nematoda; Chromadorea; Rhabditida; Ancylostomatidae. The coding region runs from base 1 to 258 and encodes 85 amino acids. The record is from RefSeq and is a predicted model, not a curated record.